Rhinolophus ferrumequinum (greater horseshoe bat) is the source of this 4447-nucleotide messenger RNA. RefSeq names its product sprouty related EVH1 domain containing 2 (gene SPRED2). Lineage: Eukaryota; Metazoa; Chordata; Mammalia; Chiroptera; Rhinolophidae. The record is from RefSeq and is a predicted model, not a curated record. Gene Ontology annotation, cellular component: membrane. The coding region runs from base 668 to 1921 and encodes 417 amino acids. Gene Ontology annotation, biological process: negative regulation of MAPK cascade; multicellular organism development. Gene Ontology annotation, molecular function: protein kinase binding. The transcript is spliced from 6 exons.
UCUCUCUCCUCCUCUCUCUCUUUUUUUUUCGAUCGCAAGUAGGAAGCUUUUUGCACUCCACCACCUCUGGCCGCUGGGAAGACGUCAUCGCUUCCGCCCCACUUCCUCCUCCUGUUGGCGGCGGUGAGAAUCCAAUAUGGAGUAAAUCGGUGGAGUCGAGAGAUGGGGCUCGGACGGGGCGUCCUGCACCGCCUCCCAGGCGCACCUCCCCCGACCGCCGACCGCUCCCCGGAACCGUGAUUGGCCCGGCCCCCCGGGGGCGACCCCGAAUCGAGCCCCCACCCGCGGCCGGCCCUCUCCUCUCAGCAGUCCCUGCCGCUUCACAGCGCGCUUGUUUUUCUCCUCUCCCUCACCGCCGUCCCCUGCCCAAACCUCUCCCCCUCCACCCGCUCCCGAGCCCCCGAAGCCCCCGCCCGCCCCGCGUCUCGGCGCUGCGGCGCUCUCUCGCUCCUCAGCUUUCCUUUGCACCCCUUCCCCCAAACCACCCCGUGCUCCGGUCGCCCUGCUUCCCCUUCUGCCUUUUGCGGCGCCCCCUUCAUCUCUAGCCGUCCCCCCUCCCCAACCAAAUCAGGCGAUCUCCGGAGAUGUGAAGACGGGGGUGAGCGGACAGGAAGAUGAAGGGAGCAAAGCUGCCCGCCCCGGGACAGGCGUCUAGGUGAACAGGAAAAUGACCGAAGAAACACACCCGGACGAUGACAGCUAUAUUGUGCGUGUCAAGGCUGUGGUUAUGACCAGAGAUGACUCCAGCGGGGGAUGGUUCCCACAGGAAGGAGGCGGGAUCAGUCGCGUGGGGGUCUGUAAGGUCAUGCACCCCGAAGGCAAUGGACGAAGCGGCUUUCUCAUCCAUGGUGAACGACAGAAAGACAAACUGGUGGUACUGGAAUGCUAUGUAAGAAAGGACUUGGUCUACACCAAAGCCAACCCAACCUUUCAUCAUUGGAAGGUCGACAAUAGGAAGUUUGGACUUACUUUUCAAAGUCCUGCUGAUGCUCGAGCCUUUGACAGGGGAGUGAGGAAAGCAAUCGAAGACCUUAUAGAAGGCUCGACCACAUCAUCUUCCACCAUCCAUAAUGAAGCUGAGCUUGGUGAUGACGACGUUUUUACGACAGCUACAGACAGUUCUUCUAACUCCUCUCAGAAGAGGGAACAACCUACUCGGACAAUCUCCUCUCCCACAGCCUGUGAGCCCCGGAGGAUUUAUACCCUGGGCCACCUCCACGACUCAUACCCCAUGGACCACUAUCACCUCGAACAGCCAAUGCCAAGGCCGUACCGCCAGGUGAGCUUCCCGGAAGACGACGAGGAGAUUGUGCGCAUCAACCCGCGGGAGAAGAUCUGGAUGACAGGCUACGAGGACUACCGGCACGCGCCCGUCAGGGGCAAGCACCUGGACCCCUCGGAGGACGCGGACUCCUACGUGCGCUUCGCCAAGGACGAGGUCCCCAAGCACGACUACAACUACCCCUACGUGGACUCCUCGGACUUCGGCCUCGGCGAGGACCCCAAAGGGCAUGGGGGCGGGGUGAUCAAGACCCAACCCUCCCGGGGCAAGUCCCGGCGGCGGAAGGAGGACGGGGAGCGCUCCCGGUGUGAGUAUUGCAGGGACAUGUUCAACCACGAGGAGAACCGGAGGGGCCACUGCCAGGACGCGCCCGACUCCGUGAGAACUUGCAUCCGCCGGGUGAGCUGUAUGUGGUGUGCGGACAGCAUGCUUUAUCACUGUAUGUCGGACCCCGAGGGCGACUAUACAGACCCGUGCUCGUGCGACACUAGCGACGAGAAGUUUUGCCUCCGGUGGAUGGCUCUUAUUGCCUUGUCUUUCUUGGCCCCCUGUAUGUGCUGUUACCUGCCCCUUCGGGCCUGCUACCACUGUGGAGUCAUGUGCAGGUGCUGUGGGGGGAAGCACAAAGCGGCCGUGUGACUCCGUGGCCCCCCACCCCUCCCCUAGCCACCGCCGCAAGGAAACUUGUCUCCUCCACACUCUCAUCUUCUCCCCUGCUCCCUGGGACCUGGAGGCGCCAUUCCAGCCUGGGAACCUUCCUGGUGGACUCUGGACUCCCCCAUCCAUCCAUCCAUGUGCACACACACCGUGUUCUAAGAAAAGGAACCUCUACAUAGUAGACUCUCUUGUAUUAGUAACAAUCUGUAGUCAAGCUGUCUUAUUCCUGUGUUGAUUUCCUGCCUUUCCUCCCCACCUCUUCCAGUUCAACCGCGCCUGCAGUCGGAACUGCUGAUUUGGGGUGGGUUUUGUAGUUGGUUUUUCCAAGAGCAUAGAAGACUUUCUCUUGGUUCAGCUUACCUGUGGCUAACGAGCACCAUCACGUUCCUGCAGACAUGUGAUGUCAGAAUGAUGACACCCAACCGGAAGUAUUUUAGCCUGCAGUCAGUUAUUAUGUAUAGGAGGUGAGCUAGUUAACAAACUUCUACAACAAAACAAGAUCGCUUUAACUUUUUUAAAGCCAAAUUUCCCAUGUAAGCUGCAAUUUCUGUCUUGAGCCCCUCAUUUUCUGCCCCUCCUCCCCAAAAUCUGUCAGUUAUUCACGAUGCAAAACCUUCACCUGUAAAAUGACUGAGAAUUGAGCCUUAACUUCAGAUUAACUUGUGAGAAUCAGGAAAAUUCCUUACACUGCAUCACAUCCUCUCGGGCCAGGGCUAGAAAGGGGAUGUCAGGUUUCUCUGAGCUUCCCCGGUACCCCGUAUGGUAGAACUUUUUAAAAUUGUGUCACCACUUCUAAAACUUGAGCAAUAUUAGAAACACUAAUGAAGUAAGAAAUUUUGCUCAUUGUUUUGCAAACCAAAUACUCUCUUCACAGUGUUCUCCGAACAAGUUCCAACUGAAAAACAGUUGGAGGGGAUUUUAAAUCAGUUGGGGGGGGCGGGGGGGAUUUUAAAUGUCAUAAAUUUGAAGAGUGGUGGGUUGCAUUUUGUUCGUGGGUUUGUUUUUGUUUUCAUUUUGAACUCAAUUUCACAUCACCAAGUUCAUUUAUACUUGGGAAAAAACAAGGCCAUAUGUAAAAACCCUCCCGAUGCCUAAGUGUCUUUCUCCUGCAACUCCAAACCCAGACUUGCCACUUUGUGUGCACAGAUGGUUAAUUCAGCAGGCUGGGUCUACCUGUCGCCUCGCCACAGAGGAGGCUCCUAAUUAGCUGGAAAAUCGUAUUUUUCUAAUCCAUUGCAAGGAAUAGCCAAAUCUUCUUAGGGCAGAAAGAAGAAAAGUGAAGAGUGGUUACCUGUCCCUAGCAUAGUACAAUCAGAACAUCGUGGAGAACACGGGGUGGGCUUGUCAACACUGGCUGUUCUUCCUGCCAUGAACUUCCUGUGGUAACUGCCAGCUGGGGGCAUGGCCUGAUCCCUCUCUCCCCACUUCCCCCACCCCUCCUCUAUUGCACCCAGGACAUCAGACUUCAAGGAAAGGGACUUUUUUCCAGUCCGCCAAUCACACUGGGAAAGUGCUGAAUCAUGCUUACCUUCGUGGGAAUGUUUUUGGUUCGUCGGAGAGCCUGCCGCAUUUCUUUAGUCAGAUCAUCGGUGUAAAUACCCACUGUGCUUAUGAGCUCGUUGGUAGAUGUUUUCAUUUAUCGGAGUGACUGGUUUGGGCCUUUCAGUCUGGAAAAGGAGCAGAGAGCUGUGAAUCUGGUGAUAGAAGAAAAGAGAACCGCUUCCCUGCCUGGAGAACAUCUAGAAAACCUCAGCCAGCCUCCAAACGUUGUGGAGACCAUCUUCCCCCACACCCUGAGGUUUUUCCUCAGUCUUUCUCAAGGUCUCCUCUCUACAAAGCACAACACUAAUGUAUGUUUUGUUAGACCUCAAUUCAAGGGCCCCUAUUUAUUUCAGUAAGAGUUCGCAUAUCCCAGCCGCUUUUUGUUUGUUGUCACUAUUUAGUUAUUUGUUUCUAUCUUCCCUUACCCACUUAUCCUUUUCCACCCCUUUGGGAAUUAUGCUAGUAAAUCUUUCUCCGCAUAUACUUUUUGGUUUAUGAAGGCAGCGGUUAAGGGCACAAGGACAGCCAUGGGGACAUUUAUGUAAAUACGACUCUCUCUAAUUGCCACACUGCAGCUGAACAGUGUGUAGUAUUUUCCCAGUCAGCUUUGCCAUACUGACGUCAAUCAUUUGAGAGAAAUUAUUCAGAUUUUAUUUUUGUAUCUGUGGUAACAAAACAUUAACCAAAAGAUUGUCUGUUUGGAAGCUUCCCCCGACCCCCCCAAGCUAUUUGCUCACAUUAACAAAUUAAAGUGCCUGAAGCAUAAUUCAUUCUUUACCUGUAUACUAAAAAUCCUGUUGUAUUGAUUUUUUUAUAAUAACCCUUUUUACCUCUGUGUAAAAAUAUAUAUACAAGUGUAUGAUGUACAUUUUAGUUCUUAACUUUUUUUUAUGGUUUCUAAUAUGUAUGACCAAUGUAGCCAUUGCUUUAAAAUGUACCAUGUAAAUAUAAACACAUCCUAUCAGA